GUGUAAACACUCUCUCGUCGGCUCGGCGAUGCGCUUCUACAAUCUGAUAUGAAACGGAGUCACUUGUUUGCGUCCGAAGAGCUAAGCGAGGGAAGUUCAAGCGCAACCGGUGUAGACGAACAUACUCAUACACACGCAGCUUCUGUUCGCCUCUCGUCGCUCAGCGCGCCGGUUUCUCCGCCGCGUAGAAAGCUUGCAGUCACUCGGAAUGGGAAUGACGGAAUCCCCAACAAUUGUGAAGAGCGAGCAUCUCCUAACCUUGCUGCUGUUGAAGCUGGGCAAGUGAAGGUAGAUGACCAUGUGAAGCUCUUUUCUACAAGGCUCGCUCAGGCCUCAAGGCCUGAACCGGCCUUAGGACAAAUCCCAAGACUGUCUAUCGACCAUUGGAUCGACCUGUAUUUAAGAAAUCAACAUGCCGACGGUCACCACUUUGUAAUCCAUCAGCACGAUCAUCCAAUAGCAGGACCGCAUUAUGAUCUUCGCCUGCAAUUCUCGGAGUCGAGUUCUUUGAGCUGGGCAAUCAUGUAUGGGCUACCUGGGGAUCCCAACAGUCAAAGAAUCAACCGCAAUGCGACCGAGACUCGAGUUCAUUGCGUGUGGAACCACCUUAUCGAAACCGGGUCUGUACACACAGGGAGUAUGAUUAUCUGGGAUACGGGGGAGUAUGAGAUUCUACCGUACUAUCCCGACCAAAGGCUUCCAGAGACCGACGAUUCUUCUUCAGAUGCAUCACAAUCAUCACUGAAGGAAACGACAUCCCAAUUUUCAGAAAGUGAGAAACUGAAACAAGCAUUUCAGAAUCGAAAAAUUCGUCUACGUUUACAUGGUACGCGUCUGCCAAAGGGUUAUACUAUAGCACUCCGCUUGUCUAGUGAGGAAGAUAAAGCGGCUCGCGAGAAGCCUACUACAAAAAAACGUCGACGUAGACAUCUAGUACAGGCUCGUCACAAGGAAGCUCGCACACCUUCAACAUCUCGUUCUCCAUCCCCUAAUACUGAAGCAUCUCGAGUCCAUCUCAAUUCAUCGAUACCCAAGCAGGGUGAGGAACAUGAAGAUAUCGACGAAGGACAACCUAAUUUAGGGUCCGAUUCAGAAUCUAUCGAUUCAAACACACGUCUUAAUAACGCAUAUCCGGGGGCCACCAAUUCUGUGGGAUCAAUUCACCAGCGCAAGUGGUACAUCUCUCUUGAUCGCCACAACAGCGGAUUUGUUAAUUACAAGGAAGAAAAGAGGUGGAAAAGAAAAUCUACGGACCCUCUCACUGCCGCCGAUUCACCAGGCUUCUCACCAUUCUAUGUUCGUGGACCUGAGACUGAGCGAAGCGUUAUUACCGGAAGAACAGGAUAUGAAGUGUUUAAUGACGAGAAAGUGUACGGCUUCAUACCUAGGCGUGGUUGGAGACCAAUUCUCAACUAAAGUGAACAAAUAUAUGUCAUGUAUAUAUGAGAGAACAGAAUUGUUUUCUACUUUGAUCCAAGAAGUCACGCAUUCAGUAUAACGCUAUAUUAUCUUGAUAUUUCAACCAAUUUAUAUAGAAGG
Molecule: messenger RNA, 1539 nt
Organism: Talaromyces proteolyticus
Lineage: Eukaryota; Fungi; Ascomycota; Eurotiomycetes; Eurotiales; Trichocomaceae
Product: DNA polymerase ligase-domain-containing protein
Exons: 3
Coding region: 49-1416 (455 amino acids)
Source: RefSeq, a predicted model, not a curated record